This is a messenger RNA of Arabidopsis thaliana (thale cress), 1062 nucleotides long. RefSeq names its product GINS complex protein (gene TTN10). Bases 296 to 853 code for a protein of 185 amino acids. The record is from RefSeq and is marked reviewed. Gene Ontology annotation, cellular component: nucleus. The transcript has 8 exons. NCBI's taxonomy places the organism in Eukaryota, Viridiplantae, Streptophyta, Magnoliopsida, Brassicales, Brassicaceae. Gene Ontology annotation, biological process: DNA replication.
UUGCAGAGUAGCAUCGAGAGAGAAAAUUUUCUGCAAAUUUGGAAUCUUAAAGUUAAGAAAAUUUAUUUUCUUCGAAAGGUGAAUCUAUUCCUCUGUCGUAUCGUCUAAAAGCUGAAUUUGAUUGGGGUAAUUUGGUCAAAGGAUGGAUAGGAUCAAUGGUCUAUCAGAUGAGAUAAUCUGCCACAUUCUAUCUUUCCUUCCGACAAAAGAGUCUGCUUUAACAUCUGUCCUGUCAAAACGAUGGCACCGCGAAUUUAAUCUCAAGGUUAAGGUGGUGUGGAAUCAGCCUUAGGGGAUGGCGAAGUACUUUGACAUUGAUGACAUACUUAUAGAGGAAGAGUUUGUACCGGUUUUAUUCCAUAAAACAGCAAACGGAGUGACUAUUGAUCCAAGUGCAGAAACAAAUUGUGCUGAACAAGGCUCUAAAGUUGAACUUCCCUUCUGGCUUGCUCAUGAGUUGCAUCUGAGGCAAGCUGUUACCAUAAACCUUCCUCCCUGUUUUGACCAAAAGACGAGGCUUGAAGUUCAGGCUGAUGCUGCAUACGUCGAUCUUAGAUCGCGAUGUCCAUACUUUUAUGAAUUUGGAUGCAAGAUAGAGCCACUGGUCACAGAUAGAACACUGGGGAUCUUGCUAUCGACUGCGUUUAAGAUCAGAUACAAAGAGGCACUGACAAAAGUAUACACAGCAGCUCACAUAACAGCUUCCAAGUACUUGUCGUUUUUAACAAAAGAAGAAACAAACUUGUAUGAAGCAGCUCACUUGUCGAUGACAGCCUUCAAGAAGUGGAGAACAGGUGGUCCUAGAUUCCAGAGAGCUUCAAUACUCGGAAGAAAACGCAAGGAUUCUAAUUAAGUUCCCUAAAACUCUUUAUCCUCAUCCUUACCAAGAGGGUGAUUGUGUUAUAUUAGUUAUAACAUGUCAAAAUGAUGCAAUGGCAACAUAUUAUGGUCUGAAUCAAAUUGCAAAUCCUUUUGUGUUAUGUUCUCUUCAGUAAACUCAAAAUCAUAUCCAGAUGGUGUUAUCAGUUAUGCCAUAUGAUCCAGUUACGUUCAAAAUUGAUC